Messenger RNA from Naumovozyma castellii, 1818 nucleotides. RefSeq names its product 2-isopropylmalate synthase LEU9 (gene LEU9). Lineage: Eukaryota; Fungi; Ascomycota; Saccharomycetes; Saccharomycetales; Saccharomycetaceae. The transcript has a single exon. The record is from RefSeq and is a predicted model, not a curated record. Bases 1 to 1818 code for a protein of 605 amino acids.
AUGGUGAAACAAUCUCUUGUAUCCCUCGCUGAACACGUCAGCAGAGCUUCAAAGACAAUAAAACCAGUAACACUAGCCUACAAGAACAUGCUAAAGGACCCAUCUACCAAGUACCAUCCAUUCCCAGCCCCAAAGAUAACCAACAGGAAAUGGCCAGACAACACCAUAAAGAAGGCCCCCCGUUGGUUAUCCACAGAUCUAAGAGACGGGAACCAAUCACUACCGGACCCCAUGUCCGUGGAACAAAAGAAGGAAUAUUUCCAUAAAUUGAUCGAUAUCGGUUUCAAAGAAAUUGAAGUCUCGUUCCCCUCUGCUUCACAAACAGAUUUCGAUUUCACAAGGUAUGCCGUCGAGAAUGCCCCAGAUGACGUUAGUAUUCAAUGUCUAGUGCAAUCUCGUGAACAUCUAAUUAAGAGAACUGUCGAAUCAUUGACGGGCGCCAAGAGAGCCACUAUCCAUACAUAUUUGGCUACAAGUGACAUGUUCAGAGAUAUAGUCUUUAAUAUGUCACAAGAGGAAGCCAUUCAAAAGGCUGUCGAGGCAACCAAAUUGGUGAGAAAAUUGACUAAGGAUGAUCCAACACAACAAGCCACCAGAUGGUCGUAUGAAUUCUCUCCAGAAUGUUUCAGUGAUACACCAGGUGACUUUGCUGUACAAAUCUGUGAAGCCGUCAAGGAAGCUUGGGGGCCCACAGUCGAUAACCCAAUUAUCUUCAACUUACCCGCUACCGUAGAAGUGGCCACUCCAAAUGUUUAUGCUGAUCAAAUUGAAUAUUUCGCUACCCAUAUCUCUGAACGUGAAAAAGUCUGUAUCUCCACUCACACACAUAAUGAUCGUGGUUGUGGUGUAGCUGCUUCUGAAUUAGGUUUAUUGGCAGGCGCAGACCGUGUGGAAGGUUGUAUCUUUGGUAAUGGGGAACGUACGGGGAAUGUCGAUUUGGUUACCGUUGCAUUGAACAUGUACACACAAGGUGUUUCCCCCAAUUUGGAUUUAUCAGAUAUAAGAUCAGUCAUUGAAGUUGUUGAACGUUGUAAUAAGAUUCCCGUCCCACAAAGAGCACCAUACGGUGGUGAUUUGGUCGUUUGUGCCUUCUCUGGUUCUCAUCAAGAUGCCAUUAAGAAGGGUUUCUCCCUACAAGAAAAGAGACGUGCUAAGGGUGAAACUCAAUGGAGAAUCCCAUAUUUACCAUUGGAUCCAAAGGAUAUUGGACGUGAUUAUGAAGCUGUCAUUAGAGUUAAUUCUCAAUCUGGUAAGGGUGGUGCCGCUUGGAUCAUCCUAAGAUCCCUAGGUUUGGACGUUCCAAGAAAUAUGCAAAUUCAAUUCUCCACUACGGUACAAGAUAACGCCGACAGUGUUGGAAGAGAAUUGAAGGCUGACGAAAUCACAAACUUGUUCAAGAAGACUUACAAUUUCAAUAACGAACAAUACAAAUCUGUCUCUCUGAUCGAUUAUGACGUGCAAAAGGUUAACAACGAAUUAAGAUCUUUGACAGGUAAAGUAGAAAUUAACGGUAAGGUGGUAGAAAUUCAAGGUAAUGGUAAUGGUCCAAUUUCAUCCAUGGUCGAUGCCUUAUCCAACUUGUUGAACGUCAAAUUAGCUGUUGAAAACUAUACUGAACACGCCUUGGGUUCCGGUUCUUCUACUCAAGCUGCUUCUUACAUCCAAAUUCGUUAUAGAACAAAUGAAUCUUCCGAUGAAGUCAGCUACCAAUGGGGUAUCGGUGUCUCAGAAGAUGUGGGUGAUGCCUCCGUGAGAGCUAUUCUAUCUACUGUGAAUAGUAUUAUUCACAACGGUGGCAUUGAAUUACCAUCCAACUGA